AGAAUUAGGUAGCACAUGGUACGACCAAGGACGAUUGAUGAACAAGAAAAAUUCGAUUACCGAUUUGAUUUCGGUAAUUGAUUAUCUUAUUAGGACUGGAUAUUCAAAUCCAUCUCUUGUUGCGUCAAUAGGUGUUAGUGCCGGAGGAUUAUUAUUAGGUAAGAUUUAACUACGCUAAUAUUAUAUAUUGCUAAGUUAAUAUUUUUUUCUUGUUUCGCAGGAGCUGCUUUUAAUAUGCGACCAGGUAGGGGAAUUUUUUUUAAAUAUUCUAAACUUCUUUGAAUAAAGCUGGUAUAUUUUUAUUUGGUUUCUUAGAUCUAUUUCGCGCAAUCAUUUUGAGAGUUCCUUUUUUGGACCCGCUAUCAAGUAUGUUAAAUUCUGAUUUACCACUCACUCGAAUAGAGUAUAACGAAUGGGGAAAUCCUCUUGAGAAUAAAGAAACCUAUGAGUAUCUUGCUAGUUACGCGCCAUAUGAUAAUAUUUCAUCUAUAAAAUCACAACAAACAUGUUCAAUAUUGGUUACGGCAGCCAUGAAAGAUCAAAGAGUUAGUUACUGGCACCCAUUAAAAUGGGUAGCUAGAAUGAGAAUAAAACAACUAAUAGAUAAAAAUGAUAAUUUGUUAAUUUUAAAAGUUGAUAAGGAAAGAGGCCAUUUUGGAGCUGAAAAUGAUCAGUCAAAAAGAAUUAAAGAUGUAGCUUUGGAACUUGCAUUUCUCAUUUCCCAAGUUCAAAAUAAAUAAUUUUAUUCAAUUUUCUUAAUAGCUUGUUUUGCUAUUUCAAUGAUUGAAGUUAUAUCUGCAUAUCUAUCACGAGCUUUUGAUAUACAUGUUUUUAAUUGUUCUGAUGAGCAUGAAGAUCCAGUUUUCCAUAUAUUACAUAAUUUUCCGGUUUCAUCAACUACGACUGUAAUUCCAUCUUUAGUGAUUGAUUCUUCCAUUUCAUUCGGAUCAACCAAUAAAUGUUGUCCAUCAAACAUGGCAAACGAUGCUGAAUAAGUUAUCCGUAUAAGGCCAAGAAUAAUUGUCUUUUCCUCAGUAGCCUUUACUAUACCAUCUUCAUAGACUGCUUCAGGAAGUCUCACUACAAGACUAUAUGAGGUUAAUAUUUGAAUUUUUUUCUUUAAAUAUGUUUAAUGCGCUUACCAUUCAUUAAAGCAGACAUUAAU
Messenger RNA from Rhizophagus irregularis DAOM 181602=DAOM 197198, 1165 nucleotides. NCBI's taxonomy places the organism in Eukaryota, Fungi, Glomeromycota, Glomeromycetes, Glomerales, Glomeraceae. The record is from RefSeq and is a predicted model, not a curated record.